Athalia rosae (coleseed sawfly) is the source of this 3248-nucleotide messenger RNA. Its product is annotated as A disintegrin and metalloproteinase with thrombospondin motifs adt-1-like. The transcript has 15 exons. The record is from RefSeq and is a predicted model, not a curated record. Gene Ontology annotation, molecular function: metalloendopeptidase activity. Gene Ontology annotation, biological process: proteolysis; extracellular matrix organization. Lineage: Eukaryota; Metazoa; Arthropoda; Insecta; Hymenoptera; Athaliidae. The coding region runs from base 155 to 3163 and encodes 1002 amino acids. Gene Ontology annotation, cellular component: extracellular matrix.
GUUCGCUAACCGCAGGUUCCCGAGCAACGUAAAUUUCUGAACAGUAGUACCACCAAUCACAAGUCAUCUACAGAUAAAAAAAUUUCAAAAAAAUUAGCUCAUUUUUACUCAGAUUCAUCAUAGAAAGGAAUUAAACUGAUAAAUCAGUGAUGAUAUGAAGUGGGCAUUACAGAUUGAAAUUCUCCUUUUGUACGUUGUAACUUGCCAAGAAGAUGGAAUACAGGUGACAAGUAACAAUAUCAAGAAAUUUUUAUCUCAAACGGAAUGGGAAUUACUCGUUGGACCUGAUCCAGCAUCGGGAUUUGAAAUAAUUUAUCCGGUACUUACAUCAGACGAUGACAAAACCAUAUUCAUUAAUGGUCUCGGACGAAGUUGGCUAUCGGAAUUAAUUCCUAGGAAUUCAAUCGUCUCCACGGAAUUCACGUUACUCAGAAGGAGCGAGAAUGGAACUGAAGACGUCACUGAUCAGCACAGGGAUGAAUUUGAUUGCCUUUAUUACGGAGAUGAAAUCGCUGUGUCCAUUUGUGAUGGCAUUAGAGGCGUUAUGUCUGGAGAGGGCUCGGAAUAUUUUACGAUACAUCCGUUACCAAAAAGAUUACAAACUGAGGAUUCGAAACGACGAGCACACGUGAUAUCUAGACGAAUACUUGUAGGCUACGAUGAUUCUGGGCCUAAGAAAAGACGGAAGAAAACCCUGAGCGUUUAUAAUCCAGAAUCGAAAAUCGAUUACUCAGCGACAAAUUCGAAGAAAUAUUCUAAACGGGAUGGUACACUCAGUAAUAACGUGAAUGAUAUUGACACUUCUAUAAAAGUAACAGAGAAAAUAUUGACUGCUAGGAAUGUAGAGUUGAAUAAAAACUCUACUCGGUUGGAGAAUGAUGCUUUUUUAGAAUCGAAGAGACGAAAAAGACGAGGGACGAACAAUGGUCCAGUUUUUGUUGAAACCGCAGUUUUCGUUGACAGAGAUCUUUACCAUCACAUGGCGAGAAAUUAUCCAAAAAAUACCGAGAGGGAACUCGUUCGAUUUGUAUUGGCUAUGAUAAAUGCGGUACAACUACUCUACCACGACCCAUCUCUGGGACAAAUAAUAAAUUUUGUUUUAAAACGAUUAGAAAUACUCCACGCCGAGCCACCAGGACUCAACAGACCUCAUGAUAUCGAUAAAUAUUUAAGUAGUUUUUGCCAAUGGCAAGGGAGAGAAAAUCCUGGUACAGAUAAGGAUACCAGACAUUGGGAUCACGCUCUAAUGUUAACCGGACUAGAUUUGUACGUCGUUAAUAAACGGGGAAAAGUCAGUUCUCAAGUCGUCGGAUUGGCUCCGGUCGCCGGAAUGUGUACAAAAACGAGCAGCUGCACCGUAAACGAAGGGAGACAUUUCGAGAGCGUUUACGUAGUCGCGCAUGAAAUUGGACACAACCUAGGAAUGAGACACGACGGUUCGACUUCCGACAAUCAAUGCGAUCCCACGAGUUACAUAAUGAGUCCGACUCUAGGGUCGGGCAAAAUCACUUGGUCUCCUUGCAGUCGUAAUUAUUUGCAGCGUUUUUUACAGACCAGUCAAUCCAGAUGUCUUCUGGACCAUGGGAGUAGCGGAGGUCAAUUGGAUCACAGCGCGGAAGGUGCUCUACCUGGCGAAAGAUUUGAUUCAAAUCAACAAUGCAUUUUAAAAUAUGGAUUCGGUAGUAGACAUUCUGAUCAACAACCUCUUGAUGAUAUCUGUAGAGACAUGCAUUGCGAACGCGAUAGGUAUACCUGGACAUCGCACCCCGCAUUGGAAGGAACAUCUUGCGGUAACAAUAGGUGGUGUCGCGGAGGGCGUUGCAUUGAUAAAAAUGGAUUCUCUCCUCACCUGGGUAGCACCAGUGGAGGUAGUAGCACGGAAAAACUUUCUGGAGGAAUUUGGGGCGCUUGGCACGUGUCGGAAUGUGCUUCUGGAUGUCUCUAUGACGAACAGAGAAAUUUAGACGGAGGAAGUACCGGAAUCAGGGUAGUAACUCGGAGUUGUAGCACUCAGAGCCAACAAAAUACCGAGGAAAAUUGUGUCGGGCCCAAAAAACGUUACGUGGCUUGCAAAGCCGCCCAAUGUUUAAAAGUUCCAUCGACAACUGUGAACGAAUUUGCAGAUCAAAUUUGUGCUAGAGCCAAAGAAGUUGACGUGGAAUUGACGGGUACCGGAUUACAAAGAGUUUCGUCUGAUCCUGAAGAAGCUUGCACCGUUUGGUGCCACAUGAAAAGCAGAGGAUCGAAGACUAGAGGGUGGACGUUUCCUGAUGGUACGGCAUGCCGGACCAGGAAACACCAGUUUCAUAAAACGUCUUAUUGCAUAGGAGGUCGUUGCGAGGAAUUUCUCUGUUCGGAUUACGAGAACGAUAAAUUUUUGGAUCUACCAGAAAAAUGCUAUUCGCUAAACACAAAUUUCAUUGAUAGAAACGACGAUAUCGAUCUACUUUCCAGAAACUUAAACAUCGAUAGACCCGAUAAUUGGAUUAGCGCGAGUGGAUGUCACUUCAAUUGUAUCGCACCAGGAAUCGGUAUAAGAUUAGUGAAUAGAUUCAAAAUGAAGAGCAACGAGACGAGUAUUCAACUGUGCGAUCCCGACUCGAAUAGUUGUGGGCGCCUCAGGAGUCCGUAUCAAUUCGCAACAUCGAUCUGCAACAAAUACAAAGAGAGAGUAAGACGUCUAUCUGGUUUGGGAAUGCAAAUUUCACCUUCGAUUGAGGAUCCAGACAGGCCGUGCCGCGUCGCUUGCCAGGACGAUACCGUCUCCCACAGAUUUUAUUUGGUCAAUGGAGAGAACGGUUGGUUUCCUUUUGGAACUGCCUGCAGCAAGGGAAAUGAAAAGUCAUUCUGCGUGACAGGAAAAUGUUUGGAAUUUGGAAAAGAUGAUACACCUUUGCACGAAAGUGUGUUCGCAUUACCUUUGUUAUCGCGAUUGAAGCGUGAUUUAUCGAUUAGGCAUAAAAGAAAUUUGGAAUACGAUAAAAGAAUGAUAUUAUCACAACUGAAUCAAAGGGAUCUGGACAGCAUUAUUACCCAGCUUAAUUUAUCUGGUAAAAUAAAUUACGAUCAAAUAAAUCGCGGUGCAAAUUUUCAAAUAGAUUUAAGCAACCCUAUUCACAUCCCUCUUGAUCAGUUUGAUUUUACGAUUCAUAACUAUUCGUGAUUUUGAUAAAAAUUUUAUACAUCUACAGUCUGUAAUUAUUAAUUUUGAAAAUAAAAGAAUAAAUAAAAGAAAGAUACUAUACCAA